AUGGCGGCGUUGAGCACCUAUGCGCUGCAGCGGCCUCUUGAGGAGCUGCCGUUGUCACCGUCGACCCCGUGCCGCUGCGUACGCCCUCAUAGGAGCGGUCGCUGGUGGAGGUUCCAGUGGCGGUCGGAGCAGGUCCUUGCAGCUGCAGCUUUAUGGAGCGUGCGACGGUGCAGGCGCGCGGCACCGACUACCACGCGGGUGGCCAAUACCGCCAAAGAUGUGCAGGUUGCGGAGGAGCUGCUGGUCGCCUGUCGAGAUGGCAAGUCCAACACGGCUUUGCAGCUCCUGCGCGAGAAGCCUGAGCGCGUGCGGGAGGCGCUGCUACGCCCAGCCGCCCAAAGACAACUGACACCUUUGCAGUGGGCCUGCAGCCGGAACUUGUACGAGGUGGUCGAGCACUUGACACAGCACUUUGUGGGAGACGUUCGCCCUUCCAUCGACUACUGCCUCUUCAAUGUCAGCCGCCGCGGCUACACCAGCAUCGCCGAGCUUCUGAUCCAGCGCUUCCCGGCUGAGGCCGAAUCCUCGGCUGGGCGCGAUGUGGUUGAGGCCGCCAGGUCUGGGCAGGGCGGGAUUGUUCGGCUCCUCUCCGACCGCUUUCCCAGCGCCGUCCGGGCCGUGGCUUCCGAGGCGCUGUACGAGGCCUGUGGAGCUGCUUCGGCACAAAUUGCCAAUCAGCUCCUCAGAGAUUUCCCGGAGGAAGCCCGGGCUUCGAUGGAGCCAAAUGCAGCGGACGAGACCCCUCUACUGCGAGCGUGCCAGACAGGCUUGGUGGGGGUGGUGAGGCGCCUCCUGGAGCAGUUCCCGGAGGCCAAGGGAGCGCUGGAGGUGAAAGACUCAGCUGGCAUGACCCCUUUGGCCUGGGCCUGCGAGAACGGUCACGAUGCCAUCGUGGAGAUGGUGUUGCGAAGGUUCCCGAAUCUGGCGGAAGUGGCCCCGAUCGAGCUGGAGGAGGAGGAGCUCGAGCAGAGCCCGGAGAUGAUGCAGCCGAAGAACCGCGAGAACAUGGCCAAGAGCGGCUAUCGCCUCGUGGGGAGCCACAGUGCUGUGAAGCAGUGCCGCUGGACUCGGAAUGCCAUCCUAGGCCAAGGCCAAUGCUACAAGCACACCUUCUAUGGGAUCAACUCGCACCAGUGCAUGGAAGCAACGCCAUCCGUGGCCUGUGCCAACAAGUGCACCUUCUGCUGGCGGAAUCACGAGAACCCGGUGGCCACCUCCUGGGAUUUCAAGAUGGACGACCCCGACUGGAUCGUGCAGGAAAGCAUCCGCAACCACCUGGAACUCGUGGAGGAGGUCUCUGAGUCCCCGCACGCGCUUCCUGACCGCGUCCUCGCAGCGCGUUCGGUGCGCCAUGUGGCUCUGUCCCUGGUGGGGGAACCGGUGCUGUACCCCAAAGUGGCGGAGUUCGUGUCGUCGCUGCACAAGCGCCGCAUCUCCACUUUCUUCGUGACCAACGGACAAUUCCCGGACCAACUUGCGGAGCUCCCCUGGGUGACACAGCUGUACGUCUCUUUGGAUGCACCCGAUGCCACAACCUUGCGGGAUGUCGGUCGUCCCCUUUUCCGAGACUACUGGGAUCGUCUGCGAAGGUCUCUGGCUGUUCUGCGCGAAAAGCAUCCGAAACAGAGGACGGUCUGUCGAAUGACGGUGCUCAAAGGCGUGGCUGAGAACGAUGAGGCCUGUCAAGGCUAUGCCGACCUGAUCAACAUCUCGCGGUGUGAUUUCGUGGAGAUCAAAGCUGCGACAUAUUCACCCGUGUGGGACAAGCGCAACUCUGGACUCUCGCGGGACAGUAUACCGAGGCACGACGAUGUGCUGCAGCUUGCUCGCCUCUUAGUCUCCAAAUUGCCCAUGUAUGGGAUCGCGGCAGAGCAUGAGCAUAGCUUCUGCAUCCUUCUCGGGCGACGGGACCGCUUUUAUGAGCCAUUUGGCGCGAGGUGGAGGACUUGGAUCGAUUUCGACAAGUUCGCCGACGCCGCCGAGAAAGGAGAGACCCUGGACGCAACAGACUUUGCCGCUGAGACGCCCCCUUGGGCGCUGCACCAAGGUACAUCGAACCGGUACGAUGGGAAGAUCGGGUUCGAUCCGCAGGAAGUGCGCCGCUUUCGGCGUCCGAUGCCACGACUGACUCGAUGUGAGAAGAAGAAGCUGUGGCCCAAACACAAGAUGAUGGUGGAUGUGGCCGUCCUCACACCAAAGGAAGGGCUCGACGAGGCUGCGCAGGCACAGGAGCUCUUAAAGCAGCCGCAUGUCCGCAGCGUAACCAUCUUCGAGCCCGUGGGCACCGGGCACGACAAAGAAAGGGUCGGGGUGCGCUACGUGGCCGGUGACCCCGACCUGAACAUCACGUACAAAGAGGCUGGACUGGCUUUCAAUGUGGACCUGGACCGGCGCCUGAGUCGUCUGAGCAAGAGCCAGGGUGGCAUACAUGAGCGGGAGCGCAUCUGUCAGCUGGUGCAGCCUGGAGAGCGCGUCCUCGUGUUGGGCUCGGGUAUCGGUCUGACAGCCUGCUUGCUGGCAGCCCGCACCGCCUGCAGAGAGGUCGUGGCUUUGGAGCCCGACGAGGUGAAAAACGAGUUUGCUUUGGCGAACAUCAAGGCGAACAAACUCGACGGCAAGGUCUCCAGCCUUUGCCGCAGCUCGUUAGAUGUUGAAGGCCUUGGCCGGUUUGAUCGCAUCUGUGCAUUCCUCAAGUUCCAAGCUCUGGAAAACCUCGAGCCGCUGGUGCCGGCAAUAAGAGAGGGCGGGACGCUGCACUUCUACAACCACGAGUCCAAGGAGGAAUAUCAAUGUGAACCUACCGAACUGCUGCGUUCCAUGGAAGGUCACAUACUCCUCCUGACAGAUGGAGUCCCCACCCAUGGAGAUCCAGAGGCCCUUGCAGAGAGGGCCUUGGCAAAGCGGCUGGGGGUCGUCAUUCAUACCGUCUACUUGGGAUGGUCGGUCUCCCUGACACUCCUGAACAAGCAGCUCUCUGCAGAGAUCCCCUACCCUUGGACCAUUGUUCUGCUGCAGUGCUUGGCAAGCAUUCCAUUCACGCUGCUUGCAAAUGCACGGCUGCGGCAGAUCAAAGCCAUCCGCUGGUCACACUUCCCUGGAGGAAUGCUGGUCUCCAGCCUCUUCACACUGUGUUUGACCAGCAGCCUAGUAGGCCUGAGACGGGUGCACGUGCCAAUGGUCGUCGUGGGCAAAAACUUGGGCCCGUUCUGCACUGCCAUCUUGGAGUCUUUGCUCUUGGAG
Molecule: messenger RNA, 3240 nt
Organism: Symbiodinium necroappetens
Lineage: Eukaryota; Dinophyceae; Suessiales; Symbiodiniaceae
Source: the annotation of a GenBank genome assembly